UGAUUUCGUAAUCUUGAUCAGAAACGUGAAUUCAAGAAACAAAGAAGAAGAUGGCUCGUACUAAACAAACUGCAAGAAAGUCUACCGGAGGAAAGGCUCCAAGGAAACAAUUGGCCACCAAAGCCGCCCGUAAGAGUGCUCCGUCAACUGGAGGAGUCAAGAAGCCUCAUCGUUAUAGACCUGGAACUGUGGCUCUUCGAGAGAUCAGACGUUACCAGAAGUCCACAGAACUACUCAUCAGGAAACUGCCAUUUCAAAGGCUUGUAAGGGAGAUUGCUCAAGACUUCAAGACUGACUUAAGGUUCCAGAGUGCUGCCAUUGGAGCCCUACAGGAAGCGUCUGAGGCAUACCUUGUUGGACUGUUUGAGGACACUAACUUGUGUGCUAUCCAUGCCAAGCGUGUCACCAUCAUGCCCAAGGACAUCCAGCUGGCCAGGAGAAUCCGUGGGGAGAGGGCUUAGAUAGCCAGCCAGCCAGAACUCGAACAUUAUCUUAUGAACUUACUUGUUGUUUUGUUUUGCUCUCAUUUGUGUGUAAUGCUGUAUGCCUACAUGUUCUCUCAUUCACAUUUUUAUCAAAAUGUUAUUUGUUACCCUC
Molecule: messenger RNA, 597 nt
Organism: Halichondria panicea
Lineage: Eukaryota; Metazoa; Porifera; Demospongiae; Suberitida; Halichondriidae
Product: histone H3.3A
Exons: 2
Coding region: 51-461 (136 amino acids)
Cellular component (GO): nucleosome; nucleus
Molecular function (GO): DNA binding; structural constituent of chromatin; protein heterodimerization activity
Source: RefSeq, a predicted model, not a curated record